AUGGCAACCUUAGUUGCACUCGUGCCUCAGAGAGAUCGCAAGCCCGAAGACACCACAUCGGAGACCUCAAAAUGGGUGCGGAAAGACCGAUAUCGAAUGAUCGGGGAUAGAGGGAGAUGGCAGAGGAAGACUAAUAAGGAGGCAAUGAGGCUUGCUAAGAUGGAAGAUGUGGUGGAGGAAGAAGAAGGGGAAGGAGAAGGCGAGGAGUGCGAGCACCCAAAGAGUGCAUCCAAAAAACGUCUUAGCGACGUGGAAUUUGAGAAGGAGAUGAAAUAUAUUCAGCGUGACCGUGUGGCAUUAGCUGCUCGGGUGAAGCAGUUACUCGGCCUAGGCUAUGAGGAUAAGGCGCUUCAGCUGGUUAUAGAAUGCGAAAAGGCAAAAAUUGAUUGCAUUGCGUCUUGGAAUGAAUUGAUGGCGCACACGAUGCGCUGUGGGAAGAAGAAAGAUGCCAUGAAGUUGUUAAAUGAUAUGAAGAAGAGAGGCCGAUUUCCGAACGAGCAGACAUUUACAACUCUCCUAUCGGGCCUGGCGACCGGGCCGUCGAAUUCUUUGUCACGAUCAAAACACGACUCAGAAAACGCAAUACGGCUUUUUGAAUCGAUGAGCAAUGCCAACUCGGUAUCUAAACCUAAUAUCAUACACAUAAAUGCGGUGCUGAAUGUAUGUGCUCGAAACGGUGAUAUGGCGAACCUUUGGAAGUUUGCGGGGGAGAUCCCAGAACAUGGGGAGUGUGCACCCAACUCCAUCACUUACACAAUCAUUCUGAACGCAAUACGGACGUCCGUGAUUGAAUUCACCGAUACUCUGGAUCCUAACGAAGGACCAAGGCCUGCCAGGGAAAUAGUCAGAAGGAAGAGGAUUGCUGUGUCAUCCGGGAAGAAGUUAUGGGGCGAGAUCAUUAGGAAAUGGCGGAAAGGCGAUCUUGUACUGGAUUCAAAGCUGGUGACUGCCAUGGCCCGCCUGCUUGCGAUAGAAGAUGGCGAGAGUUCAUACUUUGACGUCUUCUCGCUGUAUACUCAAUGCAUGGGUCUGCCAAUUCCAACCGCCAUACAACCGGAUAUUACACGACUUAGGAGCAUACAAAACGAGAUACCCAAAAAUGAUGAAUUUCUAAGCAAAGAAGAAAAAAAGGCGAAAGAAGAGGAAAGAAAGAUGCUAGAACACCUUUUUGAUCCUAUUGAUCUUGAAGAAAUCCGCACGGCAUUGAAGGAGAAACAUAAGGCAGGGAAGAAUCCUGAAGUUUCCUUCCCUUCACCCACCAACGCCGAGCUAGAGCUUCUGAUCACACUAUGCCAAAACAUUGAGAAGAACGGAAUGGCUAGUGGUCGUCAUUAUUGGACAAUCCUUACCUCUAACGAGGAGGGAGGAGGCAAGGUUAAACCAGACUCUGGUUCUUGUCACGAAUAUCUUCGCCUUUUACGCCGUCAUCGUGCUAGCGCCGAAGCCCUGAGAAUUAUUCAAAACCACAUGGUUCCCGAAAAACUAUUGUCUAGAAAGACAUUUAUUAUCGCGCUCAGCAUAUGUUCCCGCGACCGGAACAAUCAAAAUGUUCUGGAUACCGCGAGCAAGCUCCUUGAUAUAUCAGCCUCAACCAUGGAACCGGAGCCGUCUUUAACAUUGAGAUAUAUAGAGCUUGUUAAAGCCCUUCUCGUCAGAGAGAGACUUAUAUCUGACGCAAAGAGACUUUCCAAAGAUAUGGUGAAACGUUCAAUAAAAGAUACCCCGCCAUCGCCUGCGCAAUUGCAUCAAACCCGACUUCUCAAGGCGGUCACCCAUUUGAGACCGCGUAUAGAAGACGCUAUGGAGCUACUUGCGUUUGGUUACAUUAAAUACAACAAGAAACCUACUAAGGUUGCCGCGGAUAAUGCUCUCUUAAGCAAUGAGGGAGAGUCAGCCGGCAUCCUAAGCACCACCACAAUAGAGGAAGAAGCAAAUGCCAUGGCUAAGAAAGCAGUGAGCAAGCUUAAAUCGGAGUCACACAUUGGACGCGGUAAAUCUAUAAGAGGCCCUGACCCUUAUGAAUUACUUCAGCUCUUGUUCCUUUCGCUCGGCCUUUACAGAAGAAUACUUGGCUCUCAAUCGAUUCCAUCGCCUUCCGACCCCUCCCCUGACUCUUCUUCGGUAUCGUCAUUCUUAUCCGAUUCGGACCGGGGUUGGUUAUCUAAGGGCUGUGAACGGUUGUCAAUGUUCACUCCAUAUUUCAAAAAAUUUGGGUAUAAAGCUAAUGAGGAUAAUGAGCUUGAAGCUGAUGGCGUUGUGGAACAGGAUGAAGGCGUUUGA
Molecule: messenger RNA, 2280 nt
Organism: Arthroderma uncinatum
Lineage: Eukaryota; Fungi; Ascomycota; Eurotiomycetes; Onygenales; Arthrodermataceae
Exons: 3
Coding region: 1-2280 (759 amino acids)
Molecular function (GO): protein binding
Source: RefSeq, a predicted model, not a curated record